AUGGAUAUUGGCUGGUUCCUCCCUGUCCACGCAUGCAGCUGAAGCCGGAUCCUUUCCCAUCCGCCCACAGCAGACCACCCCGAUAAAAGCAGCCCGGGGAGGCAGAUCCAGCCAGAAGGCUCCUCUGCAGCUGAAUCCUGCUCACCGGCCCCAGCAGGACCCUCCUCCAUCUCACCAUGGCAAAGGCAACUGGGCUUGUCUGCGCGCUUCUCCUGCUGGCUUCGUUCUGCUGCCAGAGCCUGGCUCAGAAGGCUCCUGGCGCACCGAACAAGUGCUGCUUCAAGUUCCAGACAAGCAGGAUCAAGAAAGGCAACAUCGUUGGCUGGUUCCUCACCAACCCCGAGUGCUCCCACCGCGCCGUGGUAUUCAAGACUCGAAUGGGCAAAGAGAUCUGUGCCAACCCUGACAAGCCGUGGGUGAAGAAAUACCAGGGGUUCUUCCAGCCGAAUUCCCUGUCUGUCCCCAGCUAGACGAUCCGGGAGGGGAGAAUCCUGGAGACCAGCCCCCAGCUCUGUAACCCACACACGCAGCUGCAAACGUCUCUUGCUAGCUUGACUUUUAAGCCUUUAACAGAAACCUGCUUCUUUUGUCCUACCCCGGUGCAGGAUCUGAAACUCCAGGGGAGCCGCUCCCGGCUCUCUGACUCAGCCCAUCUCAGGGGAGGGCUGUGGGCACAGAAAGUGGCGCCUGAUGUUGCUGGCAGCUCUGCUGGGAUGCAGCGUCUCCAGCCGGGUUUAGCAGCCCCCCGAGUACACCUCCUCCAACAAGGUCCCCAUGGGGUGUGUGUCUGUACCACGGCGGGGUCACCUCCUGGGGGGGGGGGGCUCUGCAAAACCGUCUAGGGGAGCAGAUGUUCUGUUCUCAUGGGAAACAGGGUGCCCAGAUCCCUCAGCAGUUUUAAAAUUCCCAGCCCUACCCUGCAGGCCCAGAUUGUAGCCUGGUUAGACCAGGCCGUCCUCCUCCCCAUGGCCCAGCAGGAGAGUUCCUUCCAGGGACCUGGGACA
Molecule: messenger RNA, 1004 nt
Organism: Mauremys mutica (yellowpond turtle)
Lineage: Eukaryota; Metazoa; Chordata; Testudines; Geoemydidae
Product: C-C motif chemokine 4-like
Exons: 3
Coding region: 177-470 (97 amino acids)
Biological process (GO): immune response; monocyte chemotaxis; cellular response to interleukin-1
Cellular component (GO): extracellular region
Molecular function (GO): CCR chemokine receptor binding; chemokine activity
Source: RefSeq, a predicted model, not a curated record